CAUGCUGUUGAGUUGGUGGGAAAAGGCAGCACAACUUAUGGAAGUGCCACAAGUAGGGUUGGAGAAGGCAGUACAAGUCAUCAUUAUAGUAACCAAGGAGAGCAGAGACACACUACUGAAGCCCACAGGCACACUACUGAAGCAGCCCACAGGCACACUACUGAAGCCCACAGGCACACUACUGAAGCCCACAGGCACCCUACUGAAUCCCACAGGCACCCUACUGAAGCCCACAGGCACACUACUGAAGCCCACAGGCACACUACUGAAGCCCACAGGCACACUACUGAAGCCCACAGUCACACUACUGAAGACCACAGGCACACUACUGAAGACCACAGGCACACUACUGAAGCCCCCAGACACACAGUACAAUCAACUUCUGUCUCGUCUGGACACACAACACAAGGGAAGCACAGGGAGAAGACAAGUGAAACAUCACAGGACAGGCACGUGGAGGGAGUUCGCAAUGUCCACAGGGGCUCUGAGCAGACCAGAAGCAAACCUGGUGGCUUGGCUGACAGUGCUAGCAUCCGCCUUCCUCCAAAAGGUACAAAGCAGCAUAGUCAUGAAGGUUACAACCCCAACAGGUCUGGUCAUGCAGGACUGCCCCACGAUCAGAAUGUAAAGAAGUCUGCUGAGAACUCUCAGAGUUAUGUGGAAGCUAGGGAUGACCACUACCCACACAGGCCUGGUCGUUCAGAGCCUCCACCUAACCAGAAACAUGAUCUUUCACACAGAAGUGGCGAUCAAGACCGCUUUGUGACAUCAUAUGCUGAAGCAUAUGGUCAGGAAAAGGCCUCAUCAGAAUUGCAAAGUGAGCCACGCAGUGGAAAACAUGGUUCUGUUGGAGGUACAGCAGCUGCUGUUCCAGGGGAUAAUACCUGGGACAAUUUCUGACCAGUUGUUGGAGACGAGUAGAAACUUUAAGGAAAAGAGAUGUUAAUGAAUCCAAAUCAGCAUCUGAUACAACUGCAAACAGUAGUUUUGAAAUCUAAACUACAUGUCUCAUAAGAGUCCAAAGUAGUUAGCAGGAAAAAUUACAAGCAGUGGCUAUACUGAGUUGUACAACUAUAAAUUCUUUUGAGCAUCAAAAAAUUAUAACUUUUAGUAAUAUUAGCAUCAUGUCAUAUCAUGUAUAUUAUCAUGAAACAGGUACCAAGUGAAUCGUUAUGAUAAAAUAAUGAUAAUAUUAUCACACCACAAAAGCAAAACUAGCCAUUAUGUUUAGUUUGCAGAUCUGAAAUGUUUCCUUCAGUGGCAUUAGGCCCCUUUUGCCUAGACAAUGAUGGUUGAGAGAUAAAACUUGGAUGUCUCCCUUCAGUUUACAGAUACAAUAUGAUGCACAAUAUAAAAGUAUGAUUUCAAAGACUACAGAGCACUAAAUAGUUUAAGAUUUUAUUAUUCUAUAAUUCUUUAUCUGUGAAAUAAAUUGAGGAAUACAUGUAUGUAACUUUUUGGUUGAUCACAGCCUCCCAAGUUGAAAGGAGGUGCUAGCACGAUCAAUGAAAAGUCUGUAGUGAAUACAUGAUUGGUUGUAGAGCAAAUGUACAGCAGAGGCAUCCGUACGUGAACUCAGGAGGGUGAUGGCGGAUGACACUCACCCUUGCCAGCAGUUCCUUGAGCCGGGUAGACGGACAACCUACCAACUACGCCGUCAGACUUCCAGCUACAAGAUCCCACUUAGCCGUACAGAGAGACAUAGACAAUCAUUUAUCCCCAGAUCACUCAACAUCUUGCAGCAAUGAGGGACACUAUAGACUUUUGAAAAAUCUGAAGGACACUAUAGACUUUUAUAAAAAAAUUUUAUUGCCUCCUUGUACUUGUAUCCUAAAGUUGUUCCAAUCAAUUAUUGUCUAUAUUUUAAUGUGUUAUCGACAUUUUAUACAAUACGUCAUUAUCGGAUAUACUUCUUUUAACACUUAAUCUUUUAACGCUAAAAUGUUACAAUUGUUAUUGUUAAUAUGA
Branchiostoma belcheri (Belcher's lancelet) is the source of this 1968-nucleotide messenger RNA. RefSeq lists its product as uncharacterized. The coding region runs from base 2 to 628 and encodes 208 amino acids. Lineage: Eukaryota; Metazoa; Chordata; Leptocardii; Amphioxiformes; Branchiostomatidae. The transcript has a single exon. The record is from RefSeq and is a predicted model, not a curated record.